GCUGUCCUCCACUGUAAACUCAUUGGUACCACAGAGACCCUCACACAGAUUUCAUGGCAGAGAUUGACCAGAGGAAAACCUCGGACGGACAAUUUCUAUACAAUCUCGUCCCAUUAUGGACCACGCUCUGUCAAUGGCCAUGAUGAUCGGUUUAGGUUCAUUGGGAGUUUUACAGAUAAAGAGGGUACUCUCCAGUUAUCGAAUGUCACACUGAUGGAUGAAGGCACCUACACAUGUGUGUUCACUUUGUUCCCCAGCGGGAUCCAUGAGACAGCGAUACCUCUUAUAGUUCAUGUGCCUCCGGUCACAAGCCUGAAGGAUGCUCAUCCUGCUUUGGGUAACGACGAGGUCCCUCUUAUUACCUGCACGGCUGCUGGUUCCAAACCUCCUGCAGAGGUGAGGUGGCUCACUGGUACUCUGGGAGAGAAAGUGAGGCCGUCAACCAACUCCAGCCUUCAUGCUAACGGUACGACUACCACAGUCAGCUGGCUGUUUGGAGUGCCUACCAGAGAACUCAACGAUCGUUCAGUCCAGUGUGUCAUCACCAGUCCUGCUCUAGAGAGAGAAGAAACCCUGACCUCCACCAUACAUAUCCACUCUGCAGCAGGCUGUGCACAAUACUACCAGGCCAAUACAGCCUCUUUCAUUUUGUUUAUGUGGGUUUUUUUAUUUCCUGUUUUUAUUUGAACUAGAUCAUUGAGCUGAAACAAACCCUCCCUUAAAGCCUCAGGACCCUUGGAACACAAGGAUAACAUAAGAAAUGACAUAAUAAAACAGAACAAUAAAUCUAAA
This is a messenger RNA of Labrus bergylta (ballan wrasse), 792 nucleotides long. Lineage: Eukaryota; Metazoa; Chordata; Actinopteri; Labriformes; Labridae. The record is from RefSeq and is a predicted model, not a curated record.